CAGUAGACCUGGACAGUUGGCUGAAUGACUUGGAAAGGUUGAAAGUGGCUUUCAAGAAAUGCACUGGAGAGAUGGCCGAAAUGGUAGAGAGCAUGGCAGAAAUGAAGACCAGCAUAGCAAAGAAGUAUGAAGUCCAGCGCUUUAGCCCAGGGAAAGUCUCUGGUCCUGUGCCUGGCCAGACUUGCCUUUCUCCUCUUGUGACCUCAGCACCCUGGACCCUGGCUGAAGCCCUACGGGCCCUGCCCUCUCCAGAGGAUGUCCCAAAGCCUCUGACUCCUCCCAGCCCUGUCCCUGUCAUUGUUGCUCCGCCUGCUGUGGAGUACUUACCAUACCACCACAGCCCUCGCCUGGCCCCAAUCACCAACCUGAGCGAGAACGGUAGGAAGCUGCUCCAGAAAAUGUCAGGAGUGGCCCCACAGGUGAGAGGAAAUACAGAAAGCCCUUGCCUGGCCCCCAUCACCAAUACAGGAAGCCCUCGCCUGGCCCCCAUCACCAACCUGAGUGAGAACAGCAGGAAGCUGCUCCAGGAAAUGGCGCAGAAAAUGACAGGAGUGUACCCACAGGUGAGAGGAAACAGGAAGGGGAUAUUGGCCAUAUGUCCUACAGUAUAUCAUAACUCUAGAUAUCGUAGCUCAAGAGUAGAAAAUAGCCAUAAGCUUAUAUUACUUUAUCUCCUUGUCCAAAAUAUUCAGGAAGGGAAGGUCAAAAGGAAAAAGGGCAAGGCAAAAAAGCGAGUGAAGCAAGAGCAGGCUAGUAACAUGAAGCAGGUGGAAAAUGUUGGAGAAAGUAAGGAGGACAAGAAAGAGGAAAAUAAGAGUCUGAGGAAGAGGAAUGCUCGGAACAUGGCGCGGGAUGUGCAGAAUUCCUUCUAUGACAUCGUUGAGGAGGUGGGAGGUCUCACACACACACAGGCUGUGGCUUACAUCAAGAAGCUGAUGACCAAGGGCCGCUACUCUCAGGACGUGUGGAGCUAAGGAAGAUUAAGUUAACGUUACAGCACACCCUCACAACCCCAUAUGUUAACCUAUUUCUUUCGGGUGGAGGGUGAGUGGUAACGGAAAACAGUUUUAAACUGUUUUUGGAGGUAACGUGUCAGCACAUAAUCACUAAAUGGAAAGACGUAUGAAUGAAUGUUUGUUGUACUUAUUGUCUUGUUGUGUAAUCUUACUGACAGCAUUUUGUAGAGACUCGUGCUGAGAGGUAGUGCAAUUCAUUCAAGAUUGGUUGGGAAUGGGCUCAUACUCCAAAUCGACCCCUAACCCCCAGGCCUUUCAUGUACACUGAACAAAAUAUAAACGCAACAUGUAAAGUGUUGGUCCCAUGUUUCAUGAGCUGAAAUAAAAGAUCC
Molecule: messenger RNA, 1348 nt
Organism: Coregonus clupeaformis (lake whitefish)
Lineage: Eukaryota; Metazoa; Chordata; Actinopteri; Salmoniformes; Salmonidae
Exons: 3
Coding region: 72-974 (300 amino acids)
Source: RefSeq, a predicted model, not a curated record